Molecule: messenger RNA, 7326 nt
Organism: Klebsormidium nitens
Lineage: Eukaryota; Viridiplantae; Streptophyta; Klebsormidiophyceae; Klebsormidiales; Klebsormidiaceae
Source: the annotation of a GenBank genome assembly
AUGAACGAGCUCGAGGGCAGUGUCAGUCGUGCCAGCCUUCCCCUGCCCUUUCAUACAUCCCUCAGUAGCUUUGCGUCAGACGUCUCUGCUCAGCUGGUGGAGCUGGAGAUCAGAUGUGAUGCGCAACCUGUCCCCGCAAACAAAGCUGGGGCGAAGCAGAGACUGCUUAGCGGCAUUUUGGUGAGACAUGCGGGAGAGAGUCUUAUGGAGGGAGGUUGGAGGUCAGGAGCGGAGGUUGUGAAGGGGUCAGUGGGGCGUUCAAGUGGAAACGCAAGCGUAGACUGGGGUAUUGAAGGGGAUGCGUGUAAAGUCAGCAUGAACUGUGGGCUGCAGAUUGGCGGUGGACAAGGAACUCUCGGAGAGGUUCAGAGUGAGAUCGAGAGAACCAAGGCGGCGCUGACGGAGUUCUUGGAGGAGUUGGGCUUGAAAGAGUGGAGCGCUACUGAAAAGAGGGAAAGUUCCGCCGGUGGGGUGGGACCAGGGGGUUUGAGCAGGGGUGCGAAGGUGGUUAAAGACCUAACUGCCUGUGUCGAGGAACAUGGGAAGCUCAGGGCUCAGCUGCAGCAGCUUCAUGCAGAGAGGGGCGCAGAUGAGACGGAAGAAUCGGCGACAGAAAGUUGUUCCAAGAGCGGCGAUGAGGAGCAAGCGGGGUCCGACCUUUCUUUCUCGAACCUGGUGAGACGGCCAGGGUCGGCGAAGGGUGGGGCGGCAGGUUUGCAGAGGGUGCCGGGAGAGGUUAAUUGUGUGAGGUUUGAAGCGGGACCGGUUAGGCAGAGUGGGGGCUCGCUGGAGGGCGACUCGGUUGGGUUAGGCAUUAACCCGGGGUCUGUGGACUGUUCCUUGAGCGAGGACACAGAUGUUGUGGUUAUGUCUGACAGCGAAGGUGAGGCGGCGUUGGAAGAGGGGUAUGUCGAAGGGGAGGAAAAGAGUGCAGGAACUUCAGGGGCCAACGACGAGAGGACUGCCGCGGGUGACGAAUGGAGCGCAAGCGGGGUGUUGCGAAAAGCUGGGGGAGACGCGGAUGAAAGAGGAGUGAUUGGAGGCAUGGGAAGAUCAGGCCGAAGGGCUCAAGCAGAAGGAAGCGGCGGUGAGAUGAGGGGUCCAGAGAAAGUGUCGAUUGGUGAGCGGGAGCGGACGAUUCUGGCGCGCUUGCAGGAGUCCGAGAAACGCCUUCAGCAGCUGCAGAGAGAGGCCCUUGCUGACGUGGCAACUUCUCAUUGGUCCACUGGGGAAACUACAGGGGCAGGAGGAAAGGAUGGGGGGCCUGACGUGGCAGAGAUUGAUUGGCCGGAGGAGACUCGGGCAGCGGCAAGUCAGUUCCUGCAAGCGAUGACCGCUCAUCUGGCUGGUCUAUUCGAAGAAUACCACAGUCUCCUGGCUGCCACGUGGCAUCAUGGGAGGCCGUCAGAUGGGGGCCAGGUGGCACCGGCGGAGGGCGCCCAAGUGGAUUCAGAAGCUGAGCUGAAGCCAAGCUGGGACCUGCUCUUCUCCAUGGAAAAGCUCCAGAUGCAAGCGGGCGGGGGGGCGCUUUUGGCAGGGCCUCAGACUCCCCCGGCAGGGAGGGUCUCUGGCUUCGAGCUGCAGUCGGCAUCAACAACUCCCGGCUCGGAACCCCGAGGUUUCUCUGACCAAGCCCCUAACCCGAAUGCGGGAGCGGUCAGCUACCGGUACGCUGACGUCAUGCUGGGGACAUCGCCUGAAAGCGUGGCGUGUGACGGCGAGCCGCUGAGGUCAGCGCUGAGGUCACCAACGGGGAAGAACGUGCACUCUGCCGCUGCUGCUUUCGCGUCCUGGGCAGCAGCCGGGCCCCACUUUUCGGACGCCGGAACCCAGUCCGAACUGCGCGAGCUUGCGGACGCUUCCGUUCAGUGCGACCUGGCUCUUCCGCUAACCCGCCAACUAACCAACUCUCAAACCGGCCUUGAACCUAGCCCGCUCCCGGCUAGCCCACGAGCGUCUUCGGAGAAAGCCCCCUCUGCUAGUCUGCGCUACCCUCCCACUCAGCAGCCCCUUCAGAACUCAGAGCGCCGGACAGGCUCCAGGCGUCCAGCUCUGGCACCCGUUUCGAGCAACACUAUGGGCGUUGAUUCCCCGAGAAACUCCCCGAAAGUGGGGCGCAAGAGAGCGUCCGGAGUCCGCAACUUGGACGCCUGUGGGGUUUCGGACGCCCGUAGAUGGGGCGCUCAGAAGGGAGAAGGGUCGGUGGAUGGGGACGUUCUAAGGCGGCGGUGCCGCACACUGGAGUGCCAGGUGGCGGCGCUGACAGGUCUGCUCGAGGCCGAGAAGGCCGAGAGGGAGCGACUCGAGCGCUGGCAGGACGAUAUGGAGAAGCGGGUCUUGAGCGCCCCCGCCGCCCCAGCCCCCUCCCCAGUUCCAAACCCCGAACCCGGGGUGCCUUGCUCCGAGAGCGGAAUCUCUUUGUCGCCUGCUGGAAGCGAUGAGGUGCUUGAAGCGGAACUGCCCCGUAAUCGCCAGACGGGCGCAGAAACUAGAGACGUAAGCGCUGGGAUGGACAUGCCUUCUCGGGAAGGUGACGCCAUGGCUUCGGAGUGUGUUGUCAGAGGAGGGGAAGGGGCGUAUCUGGGCGACGCCAUCAAAACCCGGGGAGAGGGGAUUGGUGAGGAAUAUUCCGAGCGGGAAGCUGGGGGGCUGGUCGGCGGAAAGGGCCCGGGAACGAGCGAGCCGCGCUGUUCUGAGGUGGACGGAGAAGAUAGGGCAGGAGUUGAACCGGGCAGUUUGGAAGCAGAGGGACGGCGCCUGGCAGAAGAUGAACCGCGGAAUCUGGAGGACGGACAGCGCUCGGUAGAAGGUGAACCGGGCAGUUCAAAACUGGUGGCAGGGCGCCCGGUAGAACCUGGACCGGGCACUGGGAAGGCGCACAGACAGCGGCCGGGAGAAAGUGCAACGGGCGAUGCUGAGGGACGGGGGCUGGGGGAGCUUCUGGGCGUCGUUGAAAAGCAGAAUGAGGAACUGAGCAGGUUACGGGAGGAGCUGGAAAGAAUGCAAAGUGAAGUGCAGACGAGAGAGGAGGUAGCAAGGGAAGCGCCGAAAGUGCGAGGAGGAGUGCGGUUGCAAGAGAAGCGGAAGGGAAACGGAACAGAACAGGAAACGGAACAGGGAACGGAAGCGGAGCAGCACCCAGUGCGAGAAGUGGGGGCGACAAGGGGAGCGGGAGGGAGGGGGAGAGCGCCGGAAACGGAGCGAACCGAAGGAGAGCAAACGCUGAUGAGGAAAAGUUGUGGCGCAGACGAAGAGGGCGAACAGGAGGAGGUCGGGGCGAGGGACGGAGCAGCAACGAAAGGAGAGCGGACGAGCGGAACAGAGGAGAGGCAGAACGGAACUUGGGGUGCAGAAUUCACCGGCUCCGACAAGGACGGGGAUAAGGGCGGGUCUUCUGCGAGACAAUCCUCCAGAGAGGUGCGGGCGAAGGAUUUGGGGCCAGAGCACGACCCGCAAGCUCUAGAGGGCCUUCUUUCGCGGCUGGAAAGCAGCAAAAGCGGGGAGUGUACGUUGAGCUUCCUCCUAACAUUGGUACGCGUCUGUAGAGCUCUGCUCGCUGGCGGAGAAAAGAACGAUGCCGACGGGCUGGAGCACGGUGAGGAAGUCAAGAGGGUUUCGGGGAGGGCUGGGAAACAUCAGGCGUUGCUGAAAGUUCUAGAGGGGGCGCGGGAGCAGCGACGGGCGGCAGAGGCGGCUCUGAGCGGGCUCCACGUGUCAGCAGAAGCGGUCGAGGAGGCCACUGAGAGGCGAGGUCCGGCCAAAGACUCGAGCGGAACGGAUCACGUGUUGCGGACCGCAAGUCGGCGGCUCGGAGAGAGCCACGUGGCGGUCGUCCGUCUUCUGACGGCGGUUAUGACGGAGGUCGCUCAUGACGUAGCCGCCCGGAGCAACCAAUGGGUUGGCUUAAGUGCGAGUAAAAGCGGUGGCGGGGAUUUGAGGGGUGCGGGAGACGUGUCAGGCGCAGUUUUGGGGCGCUCAGGCGAGGGUUUAGGCGGUCUAUUGAGCGGGUUAGGCGAGGGUUACAGCUGGCUUACGGACGGUCUGGGAACGGGUCUGGACGGUGUCCUGAGAUGCGUCCGAAAAAGGCAAGAAGAUGCUCGGGCGGUUGGGACGGAACUUGGUCGGGAGCUCCGUUCCGAGGUUUUGAACUUUUGUGCUGUUGUGGGUACGGAGAAGGAGGUGGGAACGACGGCUUUGAACCGGUUGCGGACGGCUACGGACUGCGUGGUUGAGAUUUUCUAUCCUUCGGACGGAUCUGGCGGGGACACGGGAAUGCAGAGGAACGGGGAAGGGGCGUCAGGAAGUCGCCUGAAAGCGGGUCCGAGUCUGAGAAGGGAAACUGGGGAGGCGGCGGAGAGGCAACUAGAGAUGGCGACGGACUUUGCAAUGUGGGCGGAAGUGGACGAGCUGCGGGAGUUGCUGAAUGAGCUACGGCAGGAAGGGGAUAGCUUACAGCAGAAGAGCGAGGAGAUUCGUGCGCAGACGAGCAGGGCGAAGGAAGAGGCGGAGCGGGAAGCUUUAGAGUUGCAACGGCAGGCAGAGAAGGCUGGAAAAUUACGGGAGCGGGAGGCUUUGGAGCGGGGGGGUGAGAAAGAGCGAGCAGAGAAAGAGAUUCAAGGCUUGAAGGGGGAGGUUUGGAAAACAGAAGCGGAGCUAAGGAGAAUAAAGGGGAAGGUUUUGAAACACAGGGAGGAUUUGGGUUCCGUCGAAAAAGAGUGCCGGCGGGUGGUUGAGGAGCGGAACGUAACGGCGGAAGAAACGGAACGUCUGCGCGAGCGCGCUCUGAGCCUCAAGGAAGAGGUAAAGAGCGCGCAAACAGAGGUUGAGAAUGAGCGGGAGAGGGCCCGUGAAUCGCGGAAGGAGGCCCUUGCAGCCGCGGAAGAGGCGGGGAAGUCUAGAGAGAAACUGCGGGCGCUAGAAGGGCUGGUCCAAAAGGCGACCCAGGCGGUUCAGCGGCUAGAAAGUGACCGGAAGGGUUUGUUGGAGCGGUUACGAGGAACGGAGAGCGCGCUUCGACGGGGCGAGGAGGAAGUUCUAAGGGUGCGGCAGAGCGUGGGGGAGGCCGAGGGGAAGCUAAGCGAGUUGGAGGACGAGGAGCGGGAGUUUUGGGGCCGUGUGGACGGAAGCAGACGGGAAGUGGAGCAACUAGAACGGCGACUUGCAGAGCUCGGAAGCGAACGUGAGGUAGCAGAGCGCCAGCUGGCCGAGGCACGUGCCCAGCUGCGGAAGACAGCCGCCGAGAGGGAGCCGGAUUCCGGCCAGAACGGAGCGGGGCGGGGCCGGAACGGUGCAGCGGAAGAGGAGGCUGGGGCGGCGCUGGAAGAGAAGCUGGCGUCGUUGCAAGGAGAGCUUAUGGACGUGCAGGUCCACCUGCUCGCAAGUCGCCGCGAGUGCCAGAGCCAAGAGGAGCGCGCCCUCCGGGCCUCCCAAGAUGCUGACGUGGCACGGGAUGAGCUGGCACUGCUCAAGAAGACGGCACUUAAUGCGCGACGGGAAGCGGAAGAGGCGCAGGCGCAAGCGAGGGCCGCGGGGGUUGCGUUAAAAGCGAUUAAGACGAGGUUAGAGCAGAUGGUUUCGCUUAACCCCCGUGGGCGGAAGGAGGAUGGGGUGACGCAAGAGGGAUCCCUCGCUGACGACUCGGAGCGCGAGUUGGAAGCGAUGGGCAGGGAGGGAGUGAGUAAAGAGAUGGUGAAAGUAGCGGAGGGAAUUCGGGGGUUAGAGGAGCGGGUUUUGCAGAAGGAGGAACGGGUAAGGGUUCUGGAGGCGAGGGUGAAGGCUGCGAUAGAAACUGUGGCAGCGGAAGAGGGAAAGCUAAAGAUUCUGAGAGAGGAGGCGCGGGCAAUGGCAGAAGGGGUCGGGAAGAGACGCGGGCAGAAACUGGAGUUGGAGGCGAAGUGCGAAGAGUUGACUGGUCAGGUUAGGGCGCUAACCGAACGGUUAGCUAACGAGAGUGCUCGGCUGAAGCUGGUUGAGAAUGACGUUAUAGGCGCCGGGGAAGACUUUGAGCGGGUCAAGGAGCGAGUUGGCGCGGCCGAGGCGAAGUUACGGCUGGUUAAGGAAGAAACGGAGCAAGCUAAGGGGGUUUACAGGCGGGUUAAGGAGGAGGUCAGGGAGGCGAAGCUGGAGUUGAGUAAGACGCGGGGCGAGUUUAGGGAACUAGAGCGAAGGUGGCUGGGAUUGAAGCUCGAAGUGACGGGUGCGAAGAGCGGUGUGAAUGGGCUCAAAGUCAAGGGGAUUGGAAGUAGGCGGGACGGGCCUGAAACGGUGGGGUUGGAUGGCGGUGUGAGCGAGCUUGACGGUUUUGACGGGGGGAGCAAGGGGGGCGGUGUGAAUAUGCUCGACGGAUUGAGACUCUCUGCGCCGGAGCUGCUAGGUUCUACAUCGCAGAAUGGCGGAAAGGGGCGGGAAAAGCAAACUAGACAGGCGACAACGUCUGUUGGUCAGGCAAGGGUUUCCGCGGACGUCCAUCGGACGGAGGAGCGUGUUCGGACGCCCAAUGAGAGUACUACUCCGCUCGACGUUCCAAGUCGGAGCUGGGAUCCCCUCCACAGAAGCGACGGUUCAACGUUGCGGACAGGGCCCGACGGACAACAGCCACGAAAAGCAGCUGCUAGCCGUUCGGGCAGGUUGACGCGGACGGGUGAAACGUACGAGGCCGGAAUGGCGACCGCGGAAGGGGCGGAGGCGCAGCUGCGGGUCGCCCAGAACGGCCUCGGGGAGUUGCUGUCGCAGAUGCACUCGCUGCAGGAGCGCGUGGCGCGGGCGUCCGAGUCGGACGAGUCGCGUAAAGUCAGCGGGCGUGACGUGAGCCGGGGGGAUCCCCUCGAAAGCCUCGCGGAGGCGUCGCUGGCGGCGUGUCUCGAGGGGGUGAGGCAAGUGCACGCUCAACUGAAAGAGGCGUGCAAGUCCGUACCCCCUGGGACAGAUUCGGAGCAGUCCAGUGCCACGUGUCAGCAGGAGAAGCUGCCACGUGGCAGGGACGUGGAGCUCCGGGCGCUGGAGGAGGUGUGCGGGCAGAUGCGGGCGGAUCUGUGGAAACUGGCGGAACGGAACGAGGCGCUUCGGCGGGUGCUGCGGUGCGGGGCUUCGGAGCGGGGGGUUGGAUUGGCUGGUGGAUCCGGGGAGGGGAAGAACGAGGGGACGGCUUGUAGUGCGAUGAGGCCGUGCGUGAAGUGCAGAAGUCUGAAUGCAAAGUUCCUGGAGAUUAGCAACGAGGCCGCACGUCUCCGACUGCUUAUGAAGACCCUGAAGGCCCGGAUCGUCAGAUUGGUACGGAUGGUGCACGAGCUGGCAGCAGCUGAGCCACUGCAUUCGCAGAGUGCGUGA